Messenger RNA from Puccinia triticina, 555 nucleotides. RefSeq lists its product as uncharacterized. NCBI's taxonomy places the organism in Eukaryota, Fungi, Basidiomycota, Pucciniomycetes, Pucciniales, Pucciniaceae. Bases 1 to 555 code for a protein of 184 amino acids. The transcript has 3 exons. The record is from RefSeq and is a predicted model, not a curated record.
AUGACUGGCAACGGACAUCCGCCCAGUCCGACCUGGCCAACUCCAACACGCCCAUCCCAUCCAAUCCAGGCGAAUCGCACCAUUGCAUCCAAUUCGGAAGACGCAGUGCCACUAAGAUCAGGCUCCAUUCUCAACACAGUCACCGAAAACCAGCCAGUCAGCCCGGCCGACACGAAGGAAGCGGCGCGCAAGAUGGCAAGAACCCCUAGCAAAUCCACCAAGGGCAAAGAAGCCGGUUCACGGGUUUCCCCAUACCAUCGGCUGAGCGCCGGGGAGCUCGAGAAGAGGGCCGAGGAGCGCGAGAGGAAGGCCGAGGAGCGCGAGAAGAGGGCCGAAGAGCGGCUCAAGGCAGUGGAGAAGAAGAUUGACCUGCUCGGGAGGAGGAUGGACAGGAUCGAAGAGUGGGGCGACCACACCGAAAACCAGAUGGACGAAUUGGAAAUAAUACUGUCAGCCUUUGCUAAAUGCGCUCGUGGGCUCCGGACAGUCAAUAGUGAACCAGCUCCUCAACUGCGCCGCUCCCCAAGAAAUCUUCCCACCACAUCCAAUGUCUGA